GUCUUUAAAAACCCCUCGGCACGUUCCCGCCAUGACCACCCAUCGUGAAGGAGUUUUUGUUGAGGGUCUUUGGGUGGAGAAGGAGGGUCUCUCUUCCGAUGUCGCGCCUCCGGUACCUGAAGUCGGCUGUACGUCCGCGCCAUUGGAGUCCAUGUCGUUUCACUUUGCUAGCUACUGCAAGGCUUACUCGGAAGAUUACAUGUUAUGUAAAAACGAGUCCCAAGAUCCUCGCCAUUGUUUGAAGGAGGGGCGGAAGGUUACUCGUUGUGCGUUGGACUUGAUCCGAAAACUGAAGGAAAACUGUGACAAGGAAUGGACACGGCACUGGGAAUGCUUGGAUGUGAACAACCAUCAACUUUUCCAAUGCCGCAAGGAGGAACGGGAAUUUAACGAUUGUGUAUUCAAAAAGCUGGGUCUUACGAAGACUAUUCCGGAUACACCAGAGGGACAAACGCCCAUUCAUCUCAAGGAGAAGCCCUUGUACAAAUAAUCACCGUCAUGAUAGAUAUUCUCAUAUACCGACACAGUUGGAUUUGGAAAUAAAGAAGAGGUUACGCGACUGUAUUAUUUGACAAUAUAGUCUAAGUUAACAACAUUGGUAGGAUGAGGUUCCCACACAAUGCCGUCUUUUUCUGAGAUUGUCCUGUGGACUUUGUGGAGAAGCGUAUAG
This is a messenger RNA of Spizellomyces punctatus DAOM BR117, 670 nucleotides long. RefSeq lists its product as uncharacterized. NCBI's taxonomy places the organism in Eukaryota, Fungi, Chytridiomycota, Chytridiomycetes, Spizellomycetales, Spizellomycetaceae. The record is from RefSeq and is a predicted model, not a curated record. Gene Ontology annotation, biological process: mitochondrial electron transport, NADH to ubiquinone. Bases 32 to 490 code for a protein of 152 amino acids. The transcript has 3 exons.